GUUUACUCUCGACUUCCCCGCUAGAGGGCGCACAACAUGAGCUCUCUCCAAACACAUGGAUGAGGAUGUGGACACCAUUGACACUAUAUACACUGUGGACCAGCGCACACAGGUGUGUGGCUACUCACUGAUGCUCCAUAGUUCUCCUCAUCACAUGAAGUGAAAAUGAGAGGGUUGCUGAAGAUGACGGUGUCAGCAGUGACCCGUGGUUUUGGACAUGUUCACUGCAGAUGUCUCUGUGGACGACCUCCCGCACCACUUGGAGGCAGAAUCCUCACCAACCCUGAGCACAUCUUCCAUCAUAACAUGUGGGAUCACGUUCAGUGGUCACCGGAGGAGAUGGAAAAAGCCAGACAAAAAGCAGAAGAGAAUUCCAGAGACCAGAUUCCAGUAGAAGAGCAGGUCAGGUAUGACAGAGACGCAAACAAAUAUUGGGACAGAUUUUACGAAAUGCAUCAAAACAAAUUCUUCAAAAACCGGCAGUGGCUUUUCUCUGAGUUUCCUGAGCUCUUGCCCCAGGGCUGUGACACAAAUCGUAUUCCAGAAAUUCGGGAGACAUGUACUGAGUUAGGAGAAACCCUGCACAGCAGGACGGACAGCCAGCAGGAAGACUCUCACAUUCUCAACCAUGAUCUACUGAGAGAGAAGCAGCAGCACACUGAUUAUGUUUCUGCACUGCAGACUCACAAAGCUGUGGCUUUUCCUGGGCAACAUGCUUCUUUCAGAAUACUGGAGGUGGGAUGUGGUGCAGGCAACAGUGUAUUCCCUAUCAUCAACACCAUCAGGGGCAGUGAUGCAUUCCUGUACUGCUUUGACUUUUCUAACAGAGCAAUCCAACUUGUCAAGGAGCAUCCAGACUACGAUCCUGCAGUGUGCCAUGCAUUUGUGCAUGACAUUUGUGAUGAUGUGUCCAUGUUUCCCUUUCCUCAAGAAAGUCUUGAUGUUAUUGCUGUAGUUUUUGUGCUCUCUUCCAUUCACCCUGAGAGGAUCCAAAGAGUGGUUAAUCGUCUGGCAGGCUACCUGAAGCACGGAGGAAUCAUCCUCUUCAGAGAUUAUGGCAGAUAUGAUCUGGCUCAGUUACGAUUCAAAAAAGGGCAGUGCUUGUCUGACAAUUUUUACACACGACAAGAUGGAACCUGUGUAUAUUUUUUUAUGAAAGACGAGAUCCAGCAGUUGUUCACAAAUGUUGGUUUGGAGGAGGUUCAGAACCUGGAAGACAGGAGACUUCAGGUGAACAGAGGAAAGAAAGUGGUGAUGCAUAGAGUGUGGAUACAGAGCAAGUAUCGAAAACCUCUCAACACCAGGAUGUUAAGUAGUGAGAUUGCUGAUGUGGAAGCAAAUAAGCCCAUACACGUAUAAAAUGAAAUUGAAAGAAAUGAGAAAAGUCAAUGAGAGGGAUCAUUUAACAGCUACAGUAGCUACUGUAUUUUACAUUAGUAAAUAUAUUAUUGUUAAUUUAAUAGUGUUAUUUUACUUAUGUGAAUAAAGACAAUGAUGACCACAACACCAAAUUAAUAUCAA
Molecule: messenger RNA, 1521 nt
Organism: Tachysurus fulvidraco (yellow catfish)
Lineage: Eukaryota; Metazoa; Chordata; Actinopteri; Siluriformes; Bagridae
Gene: mettl8
Product: methyltransferase 8, methylcytidine
Exons: 10
Coding region: 166-1359 (397 amino acids)
Molecular function (GO): tRNA (cytidine-N3)-methyltransferase activity
Source: RefSeq, a predicted model, not a curated record